Messenger RNA from Dermatophagoides pteronyssinus (European house dust mite), 2432 nucleotides. RefSeq names its product cytochrome P450 307a1-like. The record is from RefSeq and is a predicted model, not a curated record. Lineage: Eukaryota; Metazoa; Arthropoda; Arachnida; Sarcoptiformes; Pyroglyphidae. Gene Ontology annotation, molecular function: oxidoreductase activity, acting on paired donors, with incorporation or reduction of molecular oxygen; iron ion binding; monooxygenase activity.
AAGAGCAAAAGAAAAAAUGUUAUCAUUAAUAUUUCCAAUAGAAAAUUUUACAUUAUUUUUAUUGAAAUUAUUUUCAAUUCUAAUCAUAUUGAUUAUAAUGAUUUUAUUAUGGAUUUAUCAAUAUCAAUGGUUACCUAAAUUACGAUAUGUAUUGAAAAAUACCGAAACAUAUGUUUCAAUGAAAAAAAUUUUUCCAAUGAUUUAUAAAUCAACAAAUGAACAACAACAGCGACAACAAUCGUUUGGUUUAAAAAUUUCCGAUGAUAUUUAUAAAUUACCAUCUGUACCUGGUCCAAUUCCAAUACCAAUUAUUGGUGAUAUUUUUCGAAUGAGAAAAUAUUCCAAAAAUCCAUGGGCUGGUUUUGAUCAAUUUCGUGAAAAACAUGGUAAAAUUUGUCGUUUACAAUUAGGACGAUUUCAUACCGUACUUAUAUCAUCGGUUGAUGCAAUGCGUGAAGUAUUAAUAACAAAAGGUGAACAUUUUGCUGAUCGUCCACAUUUUAAUCGUCAUGCAUUAUAUUUUGAUAUGAAUCGACAAAAUGCAUUAGCACUUUGUGAUUGGACCGAUGUUCAUAAACAACGGCGUUCAAUUGCACAUGCUGCUGUUAUACCAAGAUUUGGUACAAAAACAUUUCAACGUUUAUCCGGUUGUUUAGAUUUGGCUGUUGAAAAAUUAUUAAAACAAAUUCAACAACAACAACCAGAUUCAUCAAAUAAUAAUGAAAAAUAUGGAAUGAAAAUUCUACAAAAACAAUCAAUCAUUCAAUUAUCAUGUAGUAUAUUUUUUCAUUUUCUUUUGGAUAAAGAUAUGAAUCCAUAUAAAAAUAAUAUAGUAGAAGUGGAUGAAAAAUUUAUUGAAAUAUGUGAAAAAUUUGAUCUAGUAUUUUCCGAUAUAAAUGAAAUGUAUUUGAGUGAUUUUCUACCAAUUUUACAAUAUUUUACAUCAAUACGAAGAUAUUUUAAAUCAUUAUAUCAAUGUUCAACAUGGAUAUUUAAACAAGUGGAACAAAUUGUUAUGGAACGUUUUGAACAGAUUUGUUUGGAACAUAAAAUGAAGAAAAAAAAUAAUGAAAAUAACAGUGGUAAUGAAACCUCCUGCUCCUCCUCAUCAGAUCAAAAUAAUCAACAACCACAAAAUGAUCAAUCAACGGAAAUUAAUUAUGAUGAAAGUUUUGUUGAUCGUAUUUUAUUAUUAAAACAAUAUAAAUCAUCAGCAAAAUUUUUAGAUUUUAUUUUGGAACAUUAUCUGGAAAAUCAACGUACAAUGACAUGGAAUGAAAUGAUGUAUGAAAUUGGUGAUUUGGUUGGUGGAAAUUCAGCCGUUGGUAAUCUAUUGUUUCGUGUAUUAGGACAUUUGGCAAUGAAUCCUGAAUCACAACAACAAAUUUAUGAUCAUGUGAAAAAAUUUUCAAUGGAAAAACAAUCGAUUAAUUCAAAUGGGGAAAAUGGGGAAAAAUUAUUGAUUACACUUGAAGAUCAACAUAGUUUACCAUUGGUUAUGGCAGCUAUUAUGGAAACAUUACGUUUAACAUUAUCACCAAUUGUACCACAUUUAAGCCGUUUGGAUACAUCUAUUCAAGGUCAUUUCGUGCCCAAAGGAACAAUGAUUCUUUUCAAUAUUUAUCAUUUAAAUUUAUCGGAAGAAUUUCAUGAAAAACCAUUUAAAUUUGAUCUAACACGUUUUAUCACUGAAGAUGGUUUAUUAUUGAAACCGGAUUUUUUCUUUCCAUUUUCACAUGGUCGUCGUUCUUGUUUAGGUUAUAAAAUGGUUUAUUCAAUCAUUACAACAACAGUUGCUAAUCUAUUACUUGAUUAUAAAUUAACAUCAUUAACAUCGAUGGAUAAUCAUGAAUUAACUGAAAAAAUGUUACAACCAAAAGGUAGUUUAGCAUUACCAUAUAGACCGGGUGUGGAUAUGAAUAUGUAUGCUACACGUAAAACAAUUGCCCAAGGUAUUAUGGAUCUUGGUCUUAUGUGUGCUAAUGCUUCACAAUUGAAAUAUGUUCUAAUCAAUGCAAAUCAUCAUCGAUAUUUUCAAGUAACCGUUUCAUUAAUUGUCAUAUCAAUAUUAAUGCAAAUCAUUGUUGGCAUUAUGUUUAUUGCAUUGGGUCGUUUGAAUAUAAAUUAUGGCCAUGAUCGUCGUCGUGCUGAUAUGAUGAAUAAUGCAAGCGUUAUUGUUAUAUUUUUGGUCACAGUUAUCAAUGUUUUAAUUACUGCUUUUGGUCCAAGCGAAACAAUACAAUCAACAAUAUCACCAUCAACAGCUGUUUAUCAUCAUGGAUCGAUUAUCAAUUCGGAUCAUCAUCAAUCAUCACCAUUAGCACUUAAACUUAACUCAUGGAAUAAUAAUAUUUAUCCGGAUAGUCAAAACAAUGAUUAAUUCAUUUGUGUGUGUGUGUGUAUGUGUGUGAACAUUCCCAUUUUUUUUUCAU